This is a messenger RNA of Ruditapes philippinarum (Manila clam), 1020 nucleotides long. RefSeq lists its product as uncharacterized. Bases 1 to 1020 code for a protein of 339 amino acids. The record is from RefSeq and is a predicted model, not a curated record. Lineage: Eukaryota; Metazoa; Mollusca; Bivalvia; Venerida; Veneridae. The transcript is spliced from 3 exons.
AUGGAGUGUCGCGUUAGAGCCCGCCUGCAGUAUCAAGCGGCCGUGAUCCAGGCACGAAUUGACCUGUUGGAUGCAAAUGUAGAUAUUGUCGCUUAUGAAAACAGCAGAAGAAGGAGGCGACUGCGGAGGUGGUGGUCAAAGGCUUGGCUGGGUCCUGAGAGACGUCGAAUGUUUGGUCUCUACGAUCAACUCAUGAUGGAGCUGCGUAGAGAAGACCAGCGGUCAUUUACGAACUUCAUGAGGAUGCCUCCUGAGAUGUUUGAUAAGAUUCUGGAACGAGUGGGUCCUAGAAUAACAAAACAAUAUACUACAUACAGAACCCCUCUUGACGCUGGAAUGAAGAUAGCCGUUACACUCAGACACCUUGCGUCAGGGUCAAAGUAUUCCAACAUGCUGUUUGCCUGGAGGAUACCUCACAACACCAUCUCUGUCAUCGUGCGAGAAGUGUGCAGAGCAAUUAUAGACGAGUAUGUGGACGAGAUCAUGCCUUUGCCAUCAACAGCUGCUGACUGGAAACGCAUUUCAGAUGGCUUCUUGGCAAAAUGGAACUUUUCUCACACUUUGGGUGCGUUGGAUGGCAAACAUAUUGCCUGUAAGUGUCCACCUAGUUCCGGGUCCACAUAUUUCAACUGUAAGAAGUACUACUCCAUUGUCCUGCUGGCCCUCGUUGACUACGACUACAAGUUCAUUUGGGCCGACAUCGGAGGCCGCGGUGCUGCAUCUGAUGCUCAGUUGCGGAACGAUUCCGACCUUAAAGCUGCAACGGGGAACUUGACCUGCCGAACCCCGAACCCCUGCCACACGACACGCAGGAUGUGCCAUUUUUCUAUAUUGGCGACGAUGCCUUUGGAGACCUAUAUGCAGAAGCCAUACAGUCACAGAGCCUUGUCCGACGAUGGAAGGAUUUUUAACUACAGGCUGUCAAGGGCUCGAAGAGUGGCUGAAAAUGCUUUCGGCAUGAAUCACUUGGUAGAUCUGAGUCUUUUGGAAUUUUUACAGACGGAGUUUCUUCCUCAGUAA